Molecule: messenger RNA, 5180 nt
Organism: Gasterosteus aculeatus aculeatus (three-spined stickleback)
Lineage: Eukaryota; Metazoa; Chordata; Actinopteri; Perciformes; Gasterosteidae
Gene: nfatc2a
Product: nuclear factor of activated T cells 2a
Biological process (GO): cytokine production; calcineurin-NFAT signaling cascade; regulation of transcription by RNA polymerase II
Cellular component (GO): transcription regulator complex
Molecular function (GO): transcription factor binding; RNA polymerase II cis-regulatory region sequence-specific DNA binding; DNA-binding transcription factor activity, RNA polymerase II-specific
Source: RefSeq, a predicted model, not a curated record
UGGUCGAACACGUUGACGGCACCCUGCUGUUUCACUGUCACGUGUCAGACACCCGGGGGCAGCACCAGGCCGCACAGUCCGCCGGAGGAGUCGCGAUAACCGGUUCGAACGGGACACUCACUUUAUCGCACCCCGGGCUGCGCUUUUCUUUUUUCUCUCUCACCCUCUUCUCCUUUUUUUUCGACGCGUCAACGAGGAGGAGAGGCGUGAUCAGACACGCCGAUGAACUCGAACGCGUUGUGAAAAUAGACCCGCCUCCAUCCAAAAAUAACUGCAGCGCGCCGAAACAGGAAACUAGUGCGCUUCACCUCUUGCAGGAUCGCCGAUGCGCUCGCUAGUUGACACUCGAGCAGGUUCCCAAAACACACACGACCAGCGGCACCGCGCCUCCGUCUCUUCGCCUGAACUCGAGGGAGUCGUUCGGGAGAGACAGCUCACACAGAUGACCUCUUUUUACGACGACAAGGAUCUGGAGGAAGAGCUCAGUCGGGUCAACUGCCUUGAUGAGGAUUUGGAGUUUGAGUACUUGUUUGAAUAUGAACCACCUUGCAGCGACUUUGCUGCAGGAUAUCAAGAUGAUCCCAACCUUGCACCUCACAAAGUGCUCAGCCCCGAGCAGGCUUUUCCCCUGGACGAGGUCUCCCCUUACGGCAUCAAGUCCUGCAGUCCCUCCUACAGGGACCACAGCGCUGAGGUUCUCUCGGGAUAUGAGAACCAGGAGGCCCGACACUACCUGGACAGUACCCGGCCUGCGGGCCUGGCCCUGAGCCCGCGGAUCGAGAUCACCCCGUCCCGUGAGCACUACAUCCACGGUCGGGACUCCCUGCAGAACCAGCACCUAAACAUAAGCCCCAGACCCACCCUCGCCGUGCCCGGCCACGAAAAUCAAUCGUACCGUGAGCCUCAGUGCCUGAGUCCCGCCAGCAGCAACUCCUCCACCAGCUGGCACUCUGAGAGUUACUCCCCCUGGGCGUCCCCCUGUGUGUCCCCCAGCAACGGCCAGAACACCGGAGACCUGUGUCCCAGAUUGCAGAACAUCCACGCCGGCUCCCCCCGCACCUCCCCCGGCACCUCCCCGCGCGCCAGCCUAGCCGAGGACGGCGGCCUGGGCACCCGCUCGCCCUCCUCCAGGCCCGGCUCCCGCUCCGCCUCCCCGCAGGGCAAACGCACCUACGACAUGUACAGGAACCCGGGCCUGGUCCCGGGGCACCGCUCCCGCAGUCCCUCCCCUCACAGCGGCCACGAAGAUCACAGCGUAGCUUCCCAGUACACGCACGGCGGCCCGGCCGACGCCGUGAACGGUUUCGGCGCCGGGCAGCCGGGCCUGGUGCCCACUAAGAUAGUCAAGACGUCAAACCAGGUUUACACUCUGUACUCGGAGAACCACGCAGAAGGGAACUACUUGGUGUCCUGCGACCAGGACAUAAAAGCCAAACCGGCCGCAGAGCCCUUCUUUGUUAUCCCCCAAAUCUGGUCCAAGCCGCUGGUUUCCAGCAUCUGCAGCAUCCCCGUGGCUUCCCUCCCACCGCUGGAGUGGCCGAUCCCCAGACGCACAGACCAGUAUGAGCUCCACGUUGAGGUGCAGCCCAAACCACACCACAGGGCUCAUUACGAGACAGAGGGCAGCAGGGGUGCAGUCAAAGCCCCAACGGGAGGACAUCCAAUUGUGCAGUUACAUGGCUACAGAGGAAAGGAGACACUUGGCCUGCAGAUCUUCAUCGGCACAGCGGAUGAGCGCAUCCUCAAGCCCCACGCCUUUUAUCAAGUGCACCGCAUCACUGGUAAAACCGUUACGACCACCAGCUACGAGAAGGUCAUCCACGGCACCAAAGUCCUCGAGAUCCCCCUGGAGCCAAAGAACAACAUGAGAGCAAUAAUCGACUGCGCCGGGAUCCUGAAGCUCAGGAACGCCGACAUCGAGCUGCGGAAGGGCGAGACGGACAUCGGUCGGAAAAACACCCGAGUUCGCCUGGUGUUCCGUGUGCACAUACCUCAGCCCGGAGGACAACACGUCUCUCUCCAAGUGGCCUCGCAUCCCAUUGAGUGUUCCCAGCGAUCAGCACACGAGCUUCCCAUGGUGGAGAAGCAGGACAUGGACAGCUGCUCUGUUCUGGGCGGCCAGCUGAUGAUCCUCACCGGGCAGAACUUCAGCUCCGAUUCCAAGGUCAUUUUUUUGGAGAAAAGCUCUGAUGGGCAGCUCAUCUGGGAAACGGAAGCCACAGUGGACAAAGACAAGAGCCAGCCUAGUAUGCUGUUUGUGGAGGUGCCCUCCUACCAAGACGCGUCGGUCUGCCAUUCUGUCAAAGUGAACUUCUACGUAAUUAAUGGCAAGAGGAAGCGCAGCCAACCUCAGCAUUUCUCCUACACACCCCUUUCAUGUCCAUCCAUCAAGACCGAGCCCGUAGAUGAAUACGAGUCAGACCACAUGGGCUUCACCAUGGCUCAGAUUUUGGGUUUAUCCCCCCAUUCCUACUACCAGAACCCUCGCGGCGGCCUUCAUCCGGACAGCGGCCUGAUCUCCGGCAUGGCCUCGUGCCAGCGCCUCGGCUCCAGCCUCCCGAGCCAAGACGUCCGCUUCCAACAGCAGAGCCCGGCCAUCGUGUACUCCCGCGGGGGCAAGAGCCUGAGCGGGGGCCCCGGGGGCCUUUGUCAGCAGACCGGCGGGUUGAUGCCCGACCCCCACCGCUCGGUCCUGGUGCACACGGGCUCCCCGGCUCCGUCUGCGGGUCCCACCGGCGGAGGCCAGCCCGCUUCCAUCAUCCAGUUCUCCACCACCAACCAGCACCUUCUUCGCGGGGGUGACCCUCAACCUCUGGCUGCCCCUCAGCCCGACGGCCAGCAGAUCGUCUACUGCGAUGGCUUCUCCCCACAGGCCGCCGCCGCCGGCCACUCGCCCACGCCCCCCCAGGCCCAGACGGCGAUGACCCACCCGCAGCGCUAUCCCACCGUUAUCCAGCAGCAGCAGCAGCAGCCCUACGUCCAGAAGGAGCAGCAGAAAGGCCAGACCCCACCCGGCGCGGAGCAGAUGGAGGCUCCGGGAGACGUUCAGAGGAGGGUGACGGUCAAGGAGGAGAACUUGGACCAGGCAUACCUAGAUGAUGGUGAGUUGAAUGAGAUCAUAAGAAAGGAUCUGACGGGCGUUCAGGCCAGAGGGCAGACAUAGAGGACGGAUCCAAGCAGGAAAUUACAGCAUACGCCCCCCCCCCCCCCCACACACACACACAGAGCAGCAAUCAGACCUGGCCUUCCUCAUCUUCUUUAACCACGGAGGAAGCAACAUCCGCUGCCGACUGCUGUGUUUGCUUUUGGAUGCUUUCCUGCAAUAAACAGUUUAAUUUGGCAAACAGAAGAAUUCAUCUUACCGUUUUUAACGUCUGCCACACGCUUUCCAAAAAACGGAAACACCCGGCGAAUGUACCUUGUUUUUCAUAUUUCGUUUUCUGUUGAAGUUUGGAUUCAGUUCAGCCAUACAGAGGGAUGGAGAUGCGAUGAAGUAAAGCAUUAGCCGUGGCGUUCAGGUUAUGAACUCACAGCUGUUUGCCUCCCACAUGUUUGCUUCAUACUUGUGAAGGACAGUUAUGUAUGGAGCCGUUUGCAAUUUGUGGAUUUCUUUUAUUUCAAGUAAAUUUGUUUGUCAAUAGCUUUGUUUCAUUCCAAAUAUUAUCAACCAAAUAGCUCUUGUGGCCAAAAAGCUUGGCAUCGUUUUUGUUUGAAUGCUUCUUGCACAAAAUGUGUUUCCUUGUGUUUGACUUGAUUUGUAGUCUUACAAUAAAGGAUUGUCUAAUGCUUACGUGCUGAUCAUCUCAGUUUUAGUGCAGUUUUCUGAUUGAAGUGAAGCGCACUCUGCCUUAACCAUAUUCCAAUGAACUAUUGCGUUACCUCCUAAUAUGCACUGUUUUCGAUGACAAGGAGUCAAUGUUAUUACUUUUUUCACGUAAUGUUUGAGUCAUGUGAAUAAUAGCCAAUGACCAUUUUAUAUCCCUUUAAAUAUAUAUUGCAUCAUAUUCAGGUUAUAAUGCCAAAGUGGCUUCACUUCACUGCCACGCCAAAACAACAGCAUGAUUCUACAGUUUUUUAAAUGUUACAUUUCCCAGAGCAGAUUUUUUUCCCCUGUCUUUCAUCAGAAAUUAUUUUUAAAAGUCUGUCUCUAUCAAGGUGGUCUUGCUUUUUCAAUCGUAUUUGUAUAUUGUAUUUGUAAUAUUCUCAACAUUGAUUGUAGUAACAUAUGUGGCUGCCUCGACAUUCUAAAACGAAAUAUUCCAAAGAAGUUACUGUCGUACUGUUUUGCGUAUAGCUGAAUUCUGAGUAUUUCAUAAUGAUCAGACAUUGUUAUACUCAAAGCUACAUGCCUGCCUAUGCAGAAGCGUCCUGCUUUUCCGAAAUGCAGCAAUGGGACGUAAUUAUACUUCAUAUGCGCUGUAAGCAGAGUACGGGAACACAGUGUGUAAACUCAUGUGCUAAUACAAGGUAUUUUAACGGGAAAAGCUGUACUUUAAAACAAUGUUUUUGUAAUUUUUACAGGGGGAAUUUGUAGUAUAUUGAAAGUGCAGCAGGCCAUUUUUUAUGAUUGUAAAGAGAAAAAGGUAGCAAGUGAAGUAAAGUGGUAAAAACACAUAAUUGGGGGAAAUUGUAAGACUGAAUCUUGGUUUUUAGUAUUUGAAAUGCACCUAUUUGAUAAAAGAUUUUAUUUUGUGAUAUUAGUAAAACUAAUAUUGAUCUAUUAAUGAUAUUGCUCAUUGAGCCAAUGCAUUUGACAUUUAAUGAAUGUAAUCUAUUUUAAUAAAUGUUUCCCUUUUUACUGUAAAUAGUGUGUCAACGUCAAAAGAGGAUAAAAGAGAAACAAUUUCUUGUCUGAGUAUCUUUUACAUACUUAUGUUUAUUAAUUACACAAAGUUCAAGUUAUCAUCAUAUGUUAUCUGUUUUGUUACAAUGUAAAACUAUUUCUCAAGUGAAUUUUGAUACAUAAAUUGUUUGUGGCCAUAGUUUAGUUUUGUUUCUGCUUUUGUUAUCAUUUUACAAUCUUUAAAGAGAUCAUCGCAAAUGAAAAUGUUUUUAAUACGUUCUUAUUUUAUUUCCUUUGAUGAUGUUGUCGCCUCUACUAGACCUUGUGCCGCCUUAAAAAACCUCUUCAUGCUAUUUUUGUAUUCUUAAGUAGCAAUAAAUACUAAUCAUAUACAUCA